Aureobasidium pullulans EXF-150 is the source of this 2100-nucleotide messenger RNA. RefSeq lists its product as uncharacterized. Gene Ontology annotation, molecular function: ATP binding; protein kinase activity. Bases 282 to 2036 code for a protein of 584 amino acids. The record is from RefSeq and is a predicted model, not a curated record. The transcript has a single exon. Gene Ontology annotation, biological process: protein phosphorylation. Lineage: Eukaryota; Fungi; Ascomycota; Dothideomycetes; Dothideales; Saccotheciaceae.
CAAAUUUAGGUGGCAGUGCCCAUCAUUAACACUCUCGUUCAGCCUAUCAUCGAACAAGUUUCUCGGAGUCCGGUGAGCCCGUGCGACCUCCCUGCGCCAUGCAUUUUGCAAGCGAUUGGACGCAGCUUGACAGCGCGGCGGCUCUGCAGCAAAAGGCGCUGUCCACAUGGGGAGUUGAGAUGACGCGCCACCAGCUGCUCCAGGUUGGUCCCGCAUCCUACAAAACCUGUUCACACCAGCAAUAGACCAUGCCGUUGUGAAGUCAAAGCCUCAUACUCAACAUGGAGCUGAGCCAUCUGUUGGUGGAUGCGGUAUGGCGACCAAGCUUUGUGUUGAAACAUGGGUUCUUGAGAGCAAACUGCGACUCUUCAGGCCAGAGAGAUCUAGAACCGAUACCGUGGCAUCUCUCACAGAACAAUCCGAUUAAUCGGAUCAACACCCUUGAGAAUAGAGGCUCGAGGUGGAGGAUCGAUGGAGCGACUCGUUGCGGCACACAGUUCUUCGUGACACCGAUCUUUCAAACCAGCCUGACACCUUUACGUGUGGAUGUCUUCGUCCCCGACCAAGAGAGUCACCCCCAGCAUCUCCGGUUUGCUCUCGAUUCUUCUCUGUCGGUAGCUUUAAGAGAUGGUACAGCUAUACGAAGCUUGGGAAUAUCACGUCAUAUCUGCAAUGCUCUCGAUCAUGUCUGUGAUCGUGAUCCUGAUUUCUUGAGUCGGUAUCAAAGACUACCAUUUGGCUCAAAACUCUACUUCACCAAUAUCGACGCAGAUGUCGCCAAGAUGGAAUUGGUCACAUUCCACUCUCAUAACCUGGAACGUCAAUUUAUCACCCUCGAAGCCCUUCAAGCAGAGUACACGGACAGCAGGACUUGCAUUGAUUGGCCCAGACCUAUAGACAUUACCAAGCUGCGUUUGAUCCAACAAAUCCAUGACUCGAUCAGCCUUGUCGAGGUGUUGGAGGAUGACACACCAACACGACGUCUCCUCAUAUUCAAAUCGAACACGAACGACCAUCAGCACUUGUACAACGAGCUUGCACUUCUGUCGCGUAUGCCGCCUCACCCCAAUAUCAUGUCACGGCCAAUACACAUCGUCACCAAGAAGGGCGCUUUCGGAAACAAGCACGGAGUUGUCGGAUUCACACUGCCUUACCAUUCCAAAGGCUCCAUACGAGAUCUUCUUCCCCGAGAGACUCGCGGUACAGGAUUCUCGAUGCAGCGCAGACUGGACUGGGCACGACAAGUCACUUCCGCUCUUGUGCACAUACGUAGAGAAGCUGACACCUUUUACUCCGAUCUAAGGCCCGACAACAUUUUGCUCAAGGCUAAUGGUGAUAUUGUUCUCUGCGACUUUGAACAGAGAGGCAAUUGGCACGAAUGGGGUGCCCCUGAAGUCUUGUUCCGUCAGUAUGUCAAGAAUUUGACAUCACAAAAAGACUCAUUUGAGGUAUCUACUCGGUGGCGUAAUCUACUACGCAUGUAUGAAAUGCUGGACGAUUCAACCUCCGCUAUCUCGGGAACUUAUAUGUCAAAGAUAAACCCAGUGUGGGCUCAGCUCUCAGGGGCAGAACAAGAGAAGGCCAUGGUAUUCUCACUUGGGUUGUUGAUCUACUGUCUGUUUGAAGGCAUUAGCAAUGUGAGAAACAACAUUGCUAAUACCUGGCCCAUCGACCCGGACAUAGAAUUUCCUCGCUUCCGCCAUACGCCAGAAAGUUUGCGUCGGAUCAUCAAGUGCUGCACGCUGGACGCGUCUGAGUGGGAUUUGGGGAAUGAAGAAGCGACAAACCCAAGUCCUGGUGGUGUUAAUCUACUGUCUCGUGUUAUCCGUCAAGGUUCGAGGCUGGUCGUUGAUGCUUCAGAGAAGAGCAGUCCAGUAGAGGUUAUUGAUACAGCGAUGUCCUGGUGGACAAGAGAGUUGGAGCGCGCAGAACUGUAUGGCACAAGUCGCGAACGUGUUCGCGGUAUGGCAGGGUCAAAACGUCCAACACUGCAAGAGGUUUCGGUAAUGCUGGACAACCUAGAGGUAACGACUUGACUUGCUUGUUUUACUGCCUAAUUCUAUACUACACUUGCUCCAAUGUGCAAUCUGACUUCUGCUU